AUGAUUUUCUCGACUUCUUUGAGCAUCUUCAAAUCCCCGCAUCUCUCCACUCCUCGAGGAAUUUUUGAUGGUUAUAUCUUGGAUCCAAGGUCUAACAAAGUUAUCGUGACAAGCUUAUUGAGCCAAUUCGAAAGAGUAUCAUCAUUUAGCUAUCAAGGAUACGUAGGAGCCCUAAAAUACAGCAAUGAUAUCAUCCAGAAGAUCGACCACUUGCCACACAAAUCCCAAUAUGAACCCCACGUGAAAGGCACCUUCAAGCAAAGAUAUUUCUUCGAUUCAAGUUACUAUAAGUUGGGUGGUCCUGUGUUUCUCUACAUUGGUGGGGAGACGAGUGGUGAUAGUCGGUUUUCGAAUUUGCAGACCGGAAUCAUUCAGAUUUUGAUGGUGGAAGAUUUUAAUGGUAUGGACGUGAUUCUUGAGAAUAGGUAUUAUGGGAAGAGUUUUCCUUUUAAUUCGAGUACGACAGAUGAGUUGAGGUAUUUGACUACGGAAGAAACCAUUGCCGAUAAUUCCUACUUCGCGCAAAACCCCACCUUCCCUAGCAUCAACGACACUCUAAACGCACCCACCACACCAUGGAUCAUGUAUGGCGGCAGCCUAGCCGGUGCGCAAACUGCUUUUACUAUGAAAGUGUACAAUUCCAUCUUUGCUGGCGGCAUUAGGAGCAGUGCGACUGCACAAGCUCUUCUUUCUUAUCCAUAUUAUAAAAUAGACGAUUUGAUCAAUAGCGGAGAUGAGGACGGGACUCAAGAAGCGAAGGAAAUCUUCGGAUUGGAGGCGUUAGAGAGUUCAGGCGAUUUUGCAAUCACAAUUGCGUUCCCAAUUGGUGGUCCAAUGUUCUACCCCACAAAUACCUGGCAAGAACUUAACUGGUCUCCUCGCUAUGGCUCCGAAGACUUCUUCUACUUCUAUUCCAACUACUCCGAUGGCGAUGCUUGGACCAGUCUCGGCGGCUACGCGGAUUAUGUGAAAAAAACACUAAUCCCGGAUUGUGAGUCUGGGAGGAUUACGAGUACAGAUGAAGGGUGCUUUGGGGCGCAGAACCAGACCUAUUGGGGGGACGCGAGUAAUGGAGGGGGCCGGUCGUAUCUGUAUUCCAGUAGGAGCGAUGCUGACAAGAGUAGCCUGCUCGGAACAAGAAGCCUAUCAAGUCGCUCCCACUCACGGUCCGUCCCUAAUAUUUCGAAUCCUAGUUCUGGGAUUAAGAAUGUUAGUGCUGAGCCGAAUUAUAUAAGGGAAGCACAUCGAUGGGAGAUUAACGCUGUGUAG
Molecule: messenger RNA, 1269 nt
Organism: Lindgomyces ingoldianus
Lineage: Eukaryota; Fungi; Ascomycota; Dothideomycetes; Pleosporales; Lindgomycetaceae
Exons: 8
Coding region: 1-1269 (422 amino acids)
Biological process (GO): proteolysis
Molecular function (GO): dipeptidyl-peptidase activity; serine-type exopeptidase activity
Source: RefSeq, a predicted model, not a curated record